GCGCGCGCACGUGUUCAGUCCGAACUGUCAUGGAGCUCGUUUGACAGCACACAGUGUUUGUGUUUAAAAAUAUCGCGAAAUUCGGAGAUUUAAUGAUAACAUGGCAAUUACUGGCCCAAAAACCGGUGUGUGAGUGUUGUGCAAGUCGUUUCGGCAAAGAUUUCUGUCAAAACAUCCUCCACUUCACUCACCAAUUCGAAAACAAUCAACUGACCCCCUGAAAUAGAUCUACACCUGUGUCGAAAAAUCAAAAGGGAAACGGAGAAAAUGUUAGUCUGACAUCGGGUAUGGCUUCACCUGCAGUUUUCUGUGUCAAUCUACAACUAAAUCCGAACAACUCAAUUUCUAGUCAAGUGAAAGAGACAAAAAACGACAAGCCAAUGCACAACACAAACGCGAAACUGGUGCGUGCUCUGACGAACAACCUGACGGAAUCUCGGCCAUCGGGGGCCGAAGUGAAUCGCGGCAACAUAAUAUUCGUAAGGGGUGCAAAAACAUCGGAUGGCGGGCACAUUCUUUUGCGUACUGAUAGUUUACCGACAUCGAAAACAACCAGUCUUGUGCUCGAAGAGAGCGAUCAUGGAAAAUUGGGUCAGAUUUUCAUACAGCAAAGCGAUAUCGGAGAGGGUGUGUUGUUACAAUCGGUCAAACGGUUGGGUGGUGGGACGCCGAUUUUUUUGCUGAGCGGCAACGAUAACGGAAACGGACAUUUUCUCAUACAGACGACGAGUGCGGAAGAUGUGCACAGUGUCGCCGAUAUCGGGGAGGAACAGCCAGGAGAUAACAUCCUGUUGCAGGCUUUGGAAGGACUGCACGAUAACGAAACGAGCAACGGCAGGGGCAUUUCCACACCGAUUGGAUCAGACGGCGAACCCAUCAAACUGCCUGAAAAUCUGGAGAGUCUUCCUAGGGCCGACCAUUUCCCCACGCAAAGACACCGAUGGAACACCAACGAGGAAAUCGCAGCCAUCCUUAUCAGCUUCGAUCGGCACGCAGAAUGGCAGAGCAAGGAGGUCAAGAUCAGGCCGAAAAGCGGCUCGAUGCUGCUCUACAGCAGGAAGAAAGUGAGGUAUCGCAGGGACGGCUACUGCUGGAAGAAACGAAAAGAUGGAAAGACGACGAGAGAGGAUCACAUGAAACUGAAAGUACAAGGAACGGAGUGCAUAUACGGCUGCUACGUCCAUUCAGCGAUCUUGCCGACGUUUCAUCGGAGGUGCUAUUGGCUACUUCAGAACCCUGAUAUAGUUCUAGUCCAUUAUUUGAACGUCCCGUACCCGGACGACAACAAACUAGCCGUGAUAACCCCAAGUUUGGCUCUAUGGGCCGACAAGAAAGAAUGGACGAAAGACGAACUCGUCUCCCAAUUAAAACCAAUGUUUUUCAGCGAAGACGAACCCGACCUGAACAACGAAUUAGAAAUAUCGAAUUUCAAAUUGCAGACUGCUGAGACUGUGGAAGCCAUCGUUAGUCAAUUAAUGGAAAAACAACGCGUCGCAAGGCAAGCCGCUCUAGUCAAACAGUUAGAAUGCGGUUGUCCCGACUCUACUUGCGCCGAUGGCAAAAGCUGUUCGCAUCCAAUGCGACGCAUAACGUCGGCUAAAGACGUCUCGUCGCCUCUUCCGAGCUCCAGUUCGAAUUCCAGGCCUCCAAGUAGUGCCGACAACAACAAUCAAGUCUCUUCGACGACGGGUUCCGGAUCAAUGCUACUGAACAACAAUUCGCCUCGUGUUUAUUCGCGCGAAUCGCGUAACCAGAAUUGUUCAAGUUCGGGCAACACACCACCAUUGGUUCUAAGUUUGAGUCAGAUUCAAGGCGGGGGCGGAUUACUAAUCUUGAACAGUAGUAACUCAACAAGUCCAAACAACACGAAUCAGAAUCUUGUGACUCCGGUCAGUGUUGCGAAUUUCGUUCGCAGCGGCAAAAACGAGCAGCGAAAUGGCCAUUUGGUCUUGAAACAGGAAGUUAUGGAUACGAAUCCGUCUUCGUGUUGUCACCCUUCUUCCAAAGACAAGAUGAAUCAAAAGAUGGAAGUGAAUGACCGGCAGGUGUUCGAAGGGAUCUCGUAUGGCAGGCACCAUCAGACGGAGGUGGUCAUGUCAAGCGCCCCUUCGACACCUUCCAAGCACAUGGAUACGAGCCAUGAGGAGGUUAUCGAGGAUUACAAGCACCACAAUUUUGGCGAAACUGUUGUUCUUCUGGGGACGGAUUCGAGCGGGUCUUUGGUCAGUAAAAGCGACGGUUCUUCCAUAAUCAACGGUGGUUUUUUUAACGAAACGCUCGACUUGUCGCAAGAGGACAUCCAGAGGACUCUCUCGGCCAAUAUGCCAUUGUGUUCAAGUGAAUUAAACGGACAUCAGCGCCACAACUCCGAACCCAAUCCUCCCAACCGGCCGGCGAAGCAAAGUGCACCCCAGAACAUGACGCAGGAGAUCAACCCGAUGGACUUUAUCGACAGUUGCGACGUGGUGGUGUCGCCGACGCACGUGGUCGACGAUGAUGUGUUUGUCAAUUUGGACGCCUUCGACAUGCUGGGCGAAUUCCCGGACUUGGAGGGCUUGGAUUCGGGUCAAGCUGCGCUUUUAGAUGUUCAUCCGUCCGAAAACCGACACGAGAAGGCCCACGCUGAACACCCGUCGAACAAUUCGAUGGAAGGCUCGGCGAAGAUCACCGAUUAUUCGCCGGAAUGGGCGUACCCGGAGGGCGGUGUCAAGGUUCUAGUGACGGGACCGUGGCAUUCGUCGGGGCCCUACACGGUGCUCUUCGAUACAUUCCCCGUUCCCACAACAUUAGUACAAAGUGGGGUGUUGCGGUGCUAUUGUCCAGCUCACGAGGCCGGAUUGGCGACAUUGCAAGUAGCGUGUGAUGGUUAUGUGAUUUCCAAUUCUGUGAUAUUCGAAUACAAGCUACCACCCAGGGAAGAGCAGGUUGCUGCUCCGGAACCGAAAAUCGAAAGAUCCAAUGAUAAUUUACUCAAAUUUACGCUUUUACAAAGGUUAGAAGCGAUGGAUGACAGGCUGCAGAUUAAACAAGAACCGACCGAUGGCUCCGAUUGCGUCGAAGACACGGCUCUCUUCUGUCAAGCCAACUUCGAGGACCGCCUUGUCGGUUUUUGCCAAAAUAUGACAUCGCGAAUAUGGAGCCAAGGCGAAGAAUUGAGCGUUUCGUGGUUCGCCAGCCAUCGAGGCAUGACCUUACUACAUCUAGCGGCAUCUUUGGGUUACUCGCGCUUGGUGUGCGCUCUGCUCCACUGGCGGGCGGAAAACUCCUCGUUACUGCUCGAGACCGAAGUCGACGCUUUGAGCCAAGACGAGGACGGUUACACCCCUUUGAUGUGGGCCUGCGCUCGCGGCCACACCGAAACGGCCAUAAUGCUCUACAAGUGGAACCACACGGCCCUCAACAUGAAGAAUACGUCCAAUCAAACGGCCCUCGAGUGCGCCAAAAGCAACAAUCAUAACGAAUUAGUCAAAGAAUUGGAGAAGUUGGAAUUGAGACGUGAUAAAGCAAACAUGAUGUUGCAUAAUAGUUUUUCGACGGAAUCGCCGACGGUUAUUUCGCCGGCGAGUUCGGUGGCGUCGCUCAAUUCGAGCAAAUCGCACGAUGGGGUUUUUCUAAGACCGGGCGCCGUCACAAGGAGCGAAUCUCAAAAGUACAAAAUGUUGAAUAUCGAUCUCGACUCGGAUAAUAUCAUCGGAAGCAAGCCGAGUCCGCUGUUAUCAGAUUCUUCGGCGAGUACGAGAGGAAGCAACGGACAAAAAUUGAUAAAGAGGCCGUCGAUUGAUAGCGGCAUUCAUAUGAGUUGCGGGAGCUCGGAAAGUACAAAGUCGAAAAACUCCAGACUUUUCAGCUCAAGAUUGUCAAAGUUCGACCGCAGCAUGUCUUUGCCUCUGUCAACGCGCGAGAACUCGUUCGACAGCGAGCCGCCAGAGUCCGGUCGCCGAAUGGAUUUUGCGUUAUGCGAGAUAGGGAGUGGACCGAGAAGCAGUAGUCCCCUGAUUGAUGUGGAAGCGGUCUCUGAUGACGAAAGUGACAUCCACAACAGUACUGUAGGGGAGCAAGACGCCCGCGUAUUGACCCUCGCCGAACAAAUCAUCGCCGCAAUGCCCGACAGAAUCAAGAACGAGAGCGAAGACAUGCUCCUAGACACAAGUCCUGGCCCUCCCGAACCCAACGACACUUUAUCAGACGUUUUCAUGGAACCUCUAUUGGAUCAAUCGUCGUCAAGUUUCGAGUCAAACGAAUUCAACUUUGAGUUCUCCGACCACAACUAUCGAUAUUAUGACGUGGGGACGCCCUGCUCGAGUCUAAGUCCGGCCUCUUCGAGUUGUUUACAAUCUCCUUGUUCCUUCACGCUCGACUCGCCGUCCCCACCGCCCACCACCGCCGACUUUUGCGAGUUUUUCCAAGCGUCGGGGAGCCUCUUCGAGAAGGAUUUCUCCAACUUGACGCUUUCAGAUCGUGAGCAGAGGGAGUUGUACGAGGCUGCGAAGAUCAUCCAGAAGGCGUACAGGUCGUAUAAGGGGCGUUUGCAGCAAGAACAGGACAAGGAGAGGACGGCUGCCAUCGUCAUCCAGAAUUACUACAGACGUUACAAGCAAUACGCGUAUUAUAAGCAAAUGACGCACGCCGCGAUGGUGAUACAGAACGGGUAUCGGUCUUACUGCGAACAUAAACGGUUUAAGAAGAGCCAGGAAGCCGCCGUGUGCAUCCAGAACUAUUACCGUAACUACAAGGAGCAGGGGGGAAGGGGAAGCCGAGAGGGAACACCCGCUUCCGGGUUAAAACGAACUUAUUCGCAAAGACGCCAACAUCAAGCCGCCAGGAAGAUCCAACAGUUUAUGCGCCAAUCGAAAAACAAUCUCUGGGAUGAAACUAUGGGAAGUGUGGUUACAGAGAGAACGAGCCGAAAGAGAGAGGCAGGGGGGCCCGUUAGCGGAUGCCCAUCAAAGGUCACUGUCUCAAGGGGACUCCUGCACCUGCAUAGGCCCAAAUAACAGAUCAGGUAGUACCAACUUUUUAGAAGACCAAAGAAAUAUCAGUGAGAGGAAAUGAAGACCGGCUUUGAGUACUUAGCUUAAAACCAAAUUAACGCAUCUAACAGUUAGUCGUGAGUCUUGAUAAUCAAUCUCUUAAAAGAAUUAAUUUGUAAAUUACUGCAAUGUAGCAUUAUCCUAUAAUUAUAACUCUGAUAUGUACUUAUAUCUUUACAAUGUCUAUUUUUGGCUGUUAUUUGGUAAUUUUCAUGCAUUUAAAACGAAUGCAAGGAUCGACAACAAAAGUGAGAUGAUUUUAGACGUUGUACGAAAAUUUUUAUUAAUUCUGAUUAUGGAUUCAAAGCUGUGAUUGUAGUUUGGUUAUACAUUUUUCAAGGUAAAACUUUCAAUCCACCACGUUUGUGCAGAACAAUCACUCGUUUCUGUUUCUUGCCUUGAAAAAGUGUUUUGCCGAAGAUAGAAUUUCUAGUCCUAGUGUAGUGUAGUCUUAUUUAUAUCACCUUUAAAAUUUGAAACGUUCUUUCCUUUGUUAUACAAUGAAUGUUUUUGUACUUAACUGACUUUUGACUAAUUUCUUGAAAUGUUUUCACUGCCACUGUAGCGUAGUUUCUUAGUUGCAGUUCUAAAAUUGAAGCAAUACACAAACUAUGAUUUCGUUCCACUAGUACUAGUGUAUGACCUAAUAAUUUCUGUAAAGCUCAUACAUAUCAUUCUAGUGUUUAAUACGUAAUUGUAAAUGACCUGCUGUACAAUGAAGGAUUUUCUAGAGACGCUCUGUAUAUAAAUAGUUUCGUUUGUGUAUUGCGUACGAAUAAUACAUUGGUGCUCAAAUAUGUGUAUGCACAAUUACUUUCACUUAGGUUUUCGUUAAGUCAAUUAACGGCGGGGGACAAGUUAAUUUAAUUCACGAUCAAGUACCUGCAGGCAGGAUUAAGUUGUAAGAGAAUCCCUCCUCUGUAAAUAACUGUUGUUUGUUUUACGAGAUUUUAUCGGUUCAAAGCUGAAAUAUAUUUCUUCUAUAUAGCAGUACAUAAGUAUUAUGUAAAUUUUAAAUGUUGAUAUUAUACAUAAAAGAGAGGCUUACGAUUUUUAAUCUUAUUGCAUCUUUAGAUGAAAUUAUAUAAAUGUAGUUUUGCAAUUACUAGGGGAUAUUUUAGAAGAUAUAUCAGAUUUCGAAGAAGAAAAAAACAAAAAUAUUUUUUAUUCAAAUAUCUUGUCCAGAAUGGUUGGUUUUUGAGUGGACGCGUGAAUGUCAUUCAAUUGCUUUCGCUUCGAAAUAGUUUGGUUCGGACAUUACGCAGGCCUAAUUUUUUUUCGAUAUGAUACAAUCAAAAGUCUAAACAAUCUUUAGUGGUAAUAGUGGUGUGGUUGGCAGAACUGAAAGGCUGAUUCUUGUACAUAUUUCAAUGGAUGGUCAUUCGCUGGUUUAAAUUUUGUAAUAGAUAAAAAUACAUAACAACACCAAAAAAUAUCGAAAAUUGUAUAAAUUUGUAUUUUAAAUCAGUAUCUAUAUAGGGAUAAAGUUUUAUUGACUAUUCAAAUUAAAUUUUAUAUCUAUGAGACAUUACAUUACCUAAAAGUGUAUUUAAGGAUAUACUGUAGAGUGAGUUUAUUUUAGCCAAAUCCUACGUUAAGUUCUAUUUAUUGGAUAUUUAAGCUUUAAACCUCCUACUUAAUACAGUUUAAAGAAAUCUGUAGUAUUUAUUAAGUAGAUCAUUUUUGACUAUUAUUCUUAGGCAGAGUGCCGCUUAUUUUCGCUGAUGUUGUGUAGAGAGUCACGGAAAAUAACCGGCAUUUCGGAUAGUGUAGCUGCACAGUACCUAUAUCUAUAUUUACUUGUUCAUAAUCCAUUUAGGAAUUUCAAAUUGUUAUAUACACACUUCAAUACACAUGUAUAUUACUGAUAUACAUGUCUCACUGUAUUUUACAAUGGUUACUGCACUCAAUUCGUUCUGCGUUGUCCUAUUUCUACGUUUAACUAGGUUUAAGAUUGUUACUUUAUUGGCUCUUGUCAUUCCAUUAAAACUCGUUCAAAUUUCGUAUUUUGAUACUAUGUAUUUUAUAAUCUUGUUUCAAAUUUAUUAUCUUCAUAGUUUAAUUGUUACUCUUUUUUGUUUUCAAACUUUUAGUAGAGUGCAGUUGUUCAACUAUUGUUACAUAUUAUUGUGACUAAUAAACACUUUUCUGAA
Tribolium castaneum (red flour beetle) is the source of this 7183-nucleotide messenger RNA. RefSeq names its product Calmodulin-binding transcription activator (gene Camta). Bases 288 to 4994 code for a protein of 1568 amino acids. Gene Ontology annotation, cellular component: nucleus. The transcript has 23 exons. Gene Ontology annotation, molecular function: protein binding; transcription coregulator activity; double-stranded DNA binding. Lineage: Eukaryota; Metazoa; Arthropoda; Insecta; Coleoptera; Tenebrionidae. Gene Ontology annotation, biological process: regulation of transcription by RNA polymerase II. The record is from RefSeq and is a predicted model, not a curated record.